AUGACUUACAGACGGGCUGACACGCCUUAUACUGCAUCCCCAAGGAGCCAGGCUGGUCCUUAUUAUAACCCAGGUUACGCUCAACCUCCCUUGUACCCAAGAAGCUGGAAUGGCACGCCACGGACAGGUUGGAACCGCCAGGUUCCUCGCUAUCGUCGGUAUAGUAGUCCACAGGUAUUCACGCGGCCUAUUCUAUCUUACCCUACGGCCUCUCCUGUGCAUCGCAAUCGUCGGCAGGGCGGGACGUGGACGGACUGGCGCCAGAAUCCGCACCUACAGCCGCCCCCUACGCCAAAAUUAUUGCCUGCAUCGCUCCACUACCACUCCCCCGAUAGGUACAGCGUUCCAGCCUCUCCGAGAGGGAUUCCACGGGUGGUUCCAGGUGUUUCACAGGAGAACGUCUUUAGUGAGAUCAUGAAUGGGGCGUUUGACUUGGAGAAAUCCCCCACGUCUCUGGGGCAAAAGUUGGCGAAUAUCGAUAUCAAGCCCCCUUCAGACUGGUUAUUGCAGCAAUCAAAUCCCUUUGGAACCCAGAACCAACAGCAAAGGAAGCGGGCGGCCUCUUCUCAGAUCACACCUCCAGCGGAGACAUAUAAGAAGGCCAACUCUUCCUCUUCUGAUCGAAGCAACCGUACUGAACCUGCUUUGGCUGAGCUGAGCUAUAAAACCGAUACCCUGGGCCCAGGGGAGCCUGGACUAUCCACUCUCGUCCAUCUGAUACAACAGAAUACAAAGCAGUCAGCCGAGUUAAAAAACCUCCUGCUUGCAUACUUGCACCAGAAAGAAGGGGGGACGAACAGCCACCAAGUUAGCAUUUCUGGCUCUGACACGGCGCGGCAGUCCACCGAUGAGAACGAUCGCAUGCUAAGCCCUGGCCCUCAUGUUGCAAAUGGAGGUGGUGAAAGUCCUGACCCUCCACAUGGUAGUAAGGGCAUUUUCAGGGGGCACAUGAUAGACUGUGUCGGUGUCGAGUCAGCCUCAGACUCAAGAUCUAACUCAGAGGAGGAAAGAAGCUCUACCAAGGCAACCUCAGUUGAGGCAGUAUCUUUCGAUAAUGAGGGUUCUCCCAAAGAUCCGCAAGAAAAAUCUCCCAGUAAUACCAUCAAUACGCACCAUCACCUUUCUAGCUUCCAGGAUCCCGUCUUAUCCAGGGAUUUUGAUGAGCGGUUAAACCGCUUUGAACGACCUCCCAGGAGAGAGCACAUCGUUUCUACGGAAGCUGAUAACCGUCGUACAUUAUGGCGCCAAAAAAGCCUAAAUCUUUGCGGCCGCGCCCCUUCACCAGGUGGUAGUCCAUCUGGAAAGCAAGUUGAAUUUGAUCUAGUCCUGAAAUCUCCAGCUCCGGGGAGCCCGCAUAGCUCGUCUACCGACAGCGAGAGACACGUACGGACUUUGCCAAACCCGCCUGAUAGGCACUCAUCUAGGUCCUCAUCAGAAAUUUCGAGCCCUGAAUCUCCUUCCUUGCUCAGAUCACAGGUCGUCAACCGAUGUGUACCCUCAGAAUUUGUAUUGCCCUAUCAGAAUCCUGCCCGUGACCGUUCUUGCGAGUCUUGGGGUAGCAGCCCACGAUCUCCGUGA
Nannizzia gypsea CBS 118893 is the source of this 1578-nucleotide messenger RNA. RefSeq lists its product as hypothetical. The transcript has 3 exons. The record is from RefSeq and is a predicted model, not a curated record. The coding region runs from base 1 to 1578 and encodes 525 amino acids. NCBI's taxonomy places the organism in Eukaryota, Fungi, Ascomycota, Eurotiomycetes, Onygenales, Arthrodermataceae.